Molecule: messenger RNA, 1302 nt
Organism: Mangifera indica (mango)
Lineage: Eukaryota; Viridiplantae; Streptophyta; Magnoliopsida; Sapindales; Anacardiaceae
Product: probable pectinesterase 55
Exons: 8
Coding region: 1-1302 (433 amino acids)
Biological process (GO): cell wall modification
Molecular function (GO): pectinesterase activity
Source: RefSeq, a predicted model, not a curated record
AUGGCUUCCCAGAGCCAAGAUGAAAUUGCAAAGACCAUUUUACAAGUGUGCAGAAAGCCAUUGACUCCAUCCCACAAUGCAACAAAUUGUGGACUCGUAUCCAUGUUAAACCUGGCACCUACAAGUGUUGAUGGUUUUGCAUUUGCAUACAGUGGAAAAGUUAUAAUCCCUGGAGAGAAACCAACAAUUAUAAUGUUAUCUUUUUCGGCUGGUACUGGUGAUAAUGGUCAAAUAGAAAACAUUUCAUGGGCACCAGCGGCUCUUAUUCAUGCUGAUAAGGCCGCUUUCUAUGAGUUCUCUUCUAGUAAAGCUGCAGGUGUUAUUUGUAGAUUUGGAAAUAAUCGUUAUGUAGCUAAUACCCUUUAUGUUGGCAAGUACCACAGCCAAUUCAAGACGCUUCAAAGUGCUAUUGAUUCCAUUCCUGAAAACAAUGAUCAAUGGAUCAAAAUUCAAAUUAGCCCUGGAUGUUACCAGGAGCAAAUAACAAUUCCAAUCAACAAACCCUGUAUAGUUCUUGAAGGACAUGGUAGUGCGACAAGAAUUUCUUAUUAUGCACAUGAAAGAACAGAUCUUAGUGCAACUUUCUCCGCAUUUGCAGACAAUAUUAUAGCCAAGUACAUUACUUUUGAGAAUUCAUAUAAUCUUGGAGUCUUAGAAAGACUAAACUUGACUCAACAACAAAUAGAUUUGGCAGCAUCAACAUCAAAAAACCCAUUGAUACAAGCAGUAGCAGCAAGAAUUUAUGGUGAUAAAUCAGCAUUUUAUGCUUGUAGUUUCAUAGGAGUACAAGAUACAUUAUGGGAUGUCCAAGGACGCCAUCUCUUCUCCAAUUGUUACAUCCAAGGAGCUGUAGACUUCAUUUUUGGAAACGGACAAUCUAUUUAUGAACGUUGUACGCUUAAUUACACUGGUGGGUAUAUAGGACCAGGUGCGGGGUAUGUAACAGCUCAGGGUCGAGAAUCAGCGAGUGAAGCAACUGGGUUUGUAUUCAGACGAGGUAUGGUUACAGGCACUGGUCAAGCCUAUCUGGGAAGAGCGUACCGUCCUUAUUCAAGAGUAAUAUUCAUCGCCACUUGGUUUUCCUCUAUUGUGACUCCAGCAGGAUGGAACGAAUGGCAGUACAAGGGAGAAGAAAGGAAUUUGGUGUUCGGAGAAAUGGGUUGCCAGGGUCCAGGGUCUGAGACUUCAGGGAGAGUUUGGUGGGCAAAAAAUUCCAUUUCCAAUAUUGGAAGGGCCUUGCGACAGUUUUCAAUCAAAGCUUUCAUCAACCAAGAUGGGUGGCUUGACAACUUACCUGGAUGA